AGAAGUAUAUACGUGUAUAGAUUAUGGCCUAAAGGAUGAAUACUAUUAACAGUUGAACCAAGUUCAAGCAAAUACAGAGUUCAGUUAUGGAAGAAGCUCUGCUUCUGCCAGAGAAGAGGGAAACUUUGAGAAGAAGAACAUGGAAUGUCUACAUAGAAGCGAUGAAGAAGGUGAGUUACAUAGCAUUACCAAUGUUAAUGGUCAAUCUUUCACAGCAUCUUGUAAGAAUUGGGUCAAUGAUGAUGAUUGGGCAUUUGGGUGAACUCUCACUAUCUGGAGCUUCUGUUGCCACCUCUCUCACUAAUGUAACUGGCUUUAGUCUUGUUUUAGGAAUGGCUAGUGCUUUAGAGACUCUCUGCGGGCAAGCUUAUGGUGCUGAACAAUACAAUAAAUUAGGAAUCUACACUACUGGGGCUAUUAUAUCUCUACUUAUAGUUUGCAUUCCGAUAUCUAUACUAUGGUUAUUUAUUGACAAAAUUCUUAUAUUCUUGGGACAAGACCCUCUUAUUUCCAUAGAAGCAGCCAAAUAUUCAAUUUGGCUCAUAGCUGCAGUAUUUCCGUACGUGAUUUUGCAAGCAUUAAUACGGUAUUUGCAGACGCAAAGCUUGAUCCUUCCUAUGGUUCUGAGCUCUGUUGCAACUCUCUGUUUUCAUGUGCCUAUUUGUUGGUUAUUAAUAUUCAAGCUGAACGUGGGAAGUUGUGGAGCUGCAGUUGCAAUUGGUUUGUCUUAUUGGUUCAAUGUUUUACUGCUUGGUUUGUAUGUGAAAUACUCUUCGUCUUGCGAAAAGACUCGUCUUUGUUUCUCAUCAGAAGAAGUUUUUGCUAGCAUAAGAGAAUUCUUCCCUUUGGCUAUUCCUUCUGCUUGCAUGGUUUGCCUUGAGUGGUGGACAUUUGAGAUAGUGAUACUGCUUGCUGGUCUCUUGCCAAAGCCUCAGCUUGAGACUUCAGUGCUUUCGAUAUGCAUGUCGGUUGCUUCCACACUUUAUUUCAUACCAUUUUCCCUUGGUGCUGGAGCAAGCACUAGAGUUUCUAAUGAACUCGGAGCAGGGAAUCCCGAGGGAGCAAAAAUGGCUAUUAGGGCAACACUUAAAAUUUCGAUGGCAGCUGCGACAAUUUGCAGCAGUGUUCUUUUUUGUUCUCGUCAUGUUCUGGGAUAUGCAUUCAGUAAUGAGAAGGAAGUUGUGGAUUAUCUAAGGGAUAUGACUCCUUUUCUUUGUGUCUUGAUUGUAUCAGACUGCAUUCAAGCUGUACUUUCUGGAGUUGCAAGAGGAAGUGGGUGGCAGCAUUUGGGAGCAUAUGUUAAUCUUGGUUCAUUUUAUCUUGUUGGAAUGCCUGUAGCCAUAUUAUCUGGCUUUGUACUCCAUUUUCAAGGAAAGGGUCUUUGGUUUGGAUUAAAUGUGGGAAAUUUAAUGCAAUCUUUUCUGCUUUCCUUGAUAACAAGUUUUACAGAUUGGAAAAGGCAGGCAUCAAAAGCUAGGGAAAGAAUCUGUUAUUGAAUAAGUAUUGACGACUGAGACAGCUAGUACUUGAUAGCUAAGUCAAAAGGAAAACAUCUGUUUGGUUGUUUUAACAUACAGGGUGUUCGUCGGCCGGUAAGGUACGGUAUUUAGACAUUUCGGUUCGGUAUUCGGUUUCUUAAGAUGCUAUACCAAUACCGUACCUAAUUAAA
Nicotiana attenuata is the source of this 1669-nucleotide messenger RNA. Its product is annotated as protein DETOXIFICATION 14-like. The transcript is spliced from 7 exons. NCBI's taxonomy places the organism in Eukaryota, Viridiplantae, Streptophyta, Magnoliopsida, Solanales, Solanaceae. The record is from RefSeq and is a predicted model, not a curated record. Bases 87 to 1496 code for a protein of 469 amino acids. Gene Ontology annotation, molecular function: antiporter activity; xenobiotic transmembrane transporter activity. Gene Ontology annotation, biological process: xenobiotic detoxification by transmembrane export across the plasma membrane. Gene Ontology annotation, cellular component: membrane.